AUGCCCAUAGAAAAGUUAUCCCCUGCGUUGGACAACAUCAUCGACAGCGACGCCCCAAUAGAGGAACACGGCACCGGAUAUGGUGGGUCGGAGGGACCGGCGGAGGGGCCGGUGUGGUGGAGUGACGGCGGCUACCUGCUGUUUAGCGAUAUCCACAACAACCGCCGGGUGCGCUACACGCCGGGAAGCGGCGUUACCGUGGACGCCGAACCGGUAAAUCGCCACAAUGGCCUGACGCGCGACCAGCAGGGUCGCCUUAUCGCGGCCGAACACGAUGGCCGGCGCGUCAGCGGGCUGGAGCGCGACGGGUCCACCACGGUGUUGGCCAACCAGUUCCAGGGUCGCCAGCUGAACCGCCCCAACGACGUAGUUGUGAAGUCCGACGGCGCAGUUUAUUUCAUUUCCAUUCACAUUCCACCGACCGUGGACAUUCCGCCGCCCCCGCGAGCAGUGGGAACAGACGAUUUCUGGCGUAUUUCGGCUGUCGGCCGACCUGGGGCUUUUGAAGUCCAGGACGACGGGAGCGUGUCAUUGGCGACGCAGAGGUUGUUCGCCGAUAUGCGCGGCGAGCGGGAAGGCGUACCCGAUGGUAUGAAAGUGGACGUUGAAGGCAACGUUUAUUGCGGCGGUGCGGGCGGUCUGCACAUCAUGAAUCCUGGGGGAGAGACGUUGGGAAUCGUGGUGCAUGGUCAGCCGGCCACCACUAACCUUUGCUUUGGCGGCGCGGACUGGAAGACGCUGUACUUCACGAGUCGCAACACGGUAGGCAGCGUGCCGGUGAAAAUCGCAGGCUUGCCGGUUCCUGCCAGGUAA
Geodia barretti is the source of this 813-nucleotide messenger RNA. The record is from the annotation of a GenBank genome assembly. Lineage: Eukaryota; Metazoa; Porifera; Demospongiae; Tetractinellida; Geodiidae.